GCUCGUCGCCAUCUUUGUUUAUCAAUUAUCCGUGUGACGUCAGCGCUCCUGCUCUCGAGACCGUCCCCGGCUCACCAUGACAACCGCGGAUUUAUAGCAUCAGUCGGGAGACAAACCGUCGCCGUCGAUGCAGAGGCGGCGUUUAUCCUCCGAGGUCGUGUUCGAGAACAUCCCGUCUGGCGUCUUUUUCUUUCACGCUGGAAGCUCCCCGGAGCCGAUAGAGACCCCCAUGAGUGGGAGGCCAGCCGGAGCCAGAGGGAGAGGCCGUUUCACGGAGUGAACAACAACAACAACAACAUGGCUCUGCUUCAGCAUCCCCGGCUGCUGCUUCCCUGCGUCUCCCUGCUGCUCCUCAUCGGCCGCACGCACGCCCGGUCCCCUCAGAUAUCAGACCUGAAAUCCAAGAUAUCCGGCGUGGAGGAGCUCCUGGAGGAGUUCCGGAAGCAGCUCCAGCAGGACCAGGCGUACAGAGCCGCCGACGCCAGCGACUCCUGCGUGGGCGACUUCAGCGCCGCGGAGGAGCGCAUCAUCCGGACGAAGGCCUCCAUCGAGCAGGGGGCCACCUUCCUGCUGGCUCCGGACGGGGUGUUCACCUGGCGGGACUGCCUGCACGCCUGCUGCUCGCAGCCUCACUGCACGGUGGCGGUGGUCCAGGAGGACCCGCGGCGGCCCGGGGAAAGCCUCAGCUGCUACCUGUUCAACUGCACCUAUAGGGGUAAAAACAUCUGCUCCUUCGCGCCGCAGGAAGGCUUCACCACCCACAGCCGGACCCCGAACGCCACGCAGGGACACCUGCCCGCUUCCCACGGCGCAACCACCGGGAGGCCCGGGCAAGCUGAGGAGGACGACUCACCAGAAGGGGACGAGCCUCCGCGCAGCGACGCCGGGCAGGACGUGGUGAUCCAGCUGCCCACCGACUGGGCCGUCCUGGACGGCAGGGACAGCGUGGACGACCACAGGAUCACCCACUACGAGUGGACGCUCGUUAAAGGGGACACAGCCGUCAACAUGAAGGCGACCCACCCAGGGCUGCUGAAGGUCAGCGGUCUCCAGGAGGGGCUCUACACGUUCCAGAUGACUGUGACCGACACGGCGGGACAGAAGAGCUCAGACAACGUCUCAGUCACCGUGUUGGCGCCGAAGCACCAGGCCGAAGUUUGCACUGGCGACUGCUCCAACUACCAGUUCAAGUGUGACGAUGGCUGCUGCAUUGACAUCUCCUACGCCUGCGAUGGGAGACAGCACUGUCCGGACCGCUCUGAUGAGGACUUCUGCACAAAUUUUGAUGGUGGCCGUAAAUCUGUGACCCACCCUGCCGACCCUCCCGGCCCUCAGAGGCCCGUUGCAGAAACGGAGCGCGGUGGGGAAGCCUCCGCGCUUCCAGAUGGUUCCAGGAAAACCGUCGUUUCAGCGGUAGACAGGAGCAGGGUUGCUCCUCCAAAGACCCCGAGUGAGAACACGGCUUCUGUUAAUCAAGAUCCGUGCGCCGCCGCCCCAGUGGUCGGGCCGUGUAAAGGCACCUUCCCUCGGUGGUACUACGACCAAAAGGCGGGCGAAUGCAAACACUUUCUGUAUGGGGGAUGCCAGGGUAACCAUAACAACUUCCUCCAGGAGUCUGACUGUGUCAGCGAAUGUUUACAGAGAAGCUCAGCCCUGAAGCCAACAAGUGUGGCUCCUGCAGCCACCAAGCAGACUGAGACAGCUGCCCCUAAAGUCUCCCAAACCCAAGCGGCGAGUGACACAGUCUCCAAACCGUUUAAAGGAGGACACCCAGGCCCAGAGUCAGGCGCAAUCCUCCCUCUGGCGCUCGGCAUCCUCAUCACGGCUCUGCUGCUGCUCAUGAUCGGCUGUCGUCUCAGACUCGUUCGUCACAAGCUAAAGAAAGCGCGACCCCUCACCACAGAGGAGUCCGAUUACCUCAUCAACGGCAUGUAUCUGUAGCCUAAGAAGCCGGGCAGAGGCGGGAGCUAUAGCGCUUUGUCUUGCUUUCAGCCCCUCGUCUCAGAAUCGAACAUCUAAACUCUGCUGCCCUGAAAGCAACCCCCCCCCCCCCAUACACUGACUGACAACUGCAAUGCUGCUACCCAUGGAAUCAUUAAGACAUACUCGAGCUUCAAUCAUUGUAUUCAUGUUGUCUUAGGAAAACCUAAUUAUAGAUAAUAAAAAAAAUUGUUUGUCCUUGUGUCUGUACACACUGUUAAAAAUCUCUAUGAUUACAUCAGACAACCUGUUUACUUUCAUAUCAGACCUUGUUGACCUCUUCAUCUUGCAAGCCUGGCACAAAAUGCCAUUUUUGCCACUGGGUGUCACUAAUGUGCCAUAUUUGUGCCGCAUUUUUAGCCACAGUUAGCUUUGACUGAAAGACACAAGUAUUGGUGUGUCUGUUGACCAAAGCGUUCCUCAGUAAAAACCUGUUGGAGUCUGAACCAUUUAGGCCAUAUCAUGUCCUGUGAGUUACUUUACCUUCCCGUCUUUACAGCAUGUCUCUCUUUACAGCGCAUCUAGUUAUAAACCAUUAACAAUGUCUUUUAUUUGGUUUAAUGUUUAAAAAAAAUAAAUAAAAGUUCUAUAUGGGA
This is a messenger RNA of Fundulus heteroclitus (mummichog), 2576 nucleotides long. It is a transcript of the gene lrp11, whose product is annotated as low density lipoprotein receptor-related protein 11. Gene Ontology annotation, molecular function: protein binding; serine-type endopeptidase inhibitor activity. The coding region runs from base 298 to 1941 and encodes 547 amino acids. The record is from RefSeq and is a predicted model, not a curated record. The transcript has 9 exons. NCBI's taxonomy places the organism in Eukaryota, Metazoa, Chordata, Actinopteri, Cyprinodontiformes, Fundulidae.